Molecule: messenger RNA, 1593 nt
Organism: Lathyrus sativus (Indian pea)
Lineage: Eukaryota; Viridiplantae; Streptophyta; Magnoliopsida; Fabales; Fabaceae
Source: the annotation of a GenBank genome assembly
AUGGCACAAAAACCUGAACCUGAACCCAUCCCUGCAACUUCUUCUCUUUCUUCUUCCUCUAUUCCCGUACCUUCCGUCGAGCAAGACAUGGCUACCAAGUCCACCAUGAUUCCUGCAACUUCUUGGUUUACGCCUAAGCGGUUACUGGCUAUAUUUUGUGUGAUUAACAUGCUGAAUUAUUUGGACCGUGGAGCUAUAGCUAGCAAUGGUGUUAAUGGACACCGUGAAACAUGCACAGGUGGUACCUGCAAGUCUGGUUCAGGAAUACAGGGUGAUUUUAACUUGAACAAUUUUGAGGAUGGUGUUCUAUCAUCUGCUUUUAUGGUUGGACUUCUUCUGGCUUCUCCGAUAUUUGCAUCUCUGUCAAAGAGUGUAAACCCUUUUAGGCUUAUUGGAGUUGGAUUGACAGUUUGGACUAUUGCAACUCUAUGUUGUGGCCUUUCUUUUGAUUUCUGGUCCAUUACAUUCUGCCGCAUGCUCGUUGGUGUUGGUGAGGCUUCAUUUAUUAGUCUCGCAGCACCUUUCAUUGAUGAUAAUGCCCCAGUUGCACAGAAAACAGUGUGGCUUUCAAUAUUUUACAUGUGUAUACCAGGGGGAUAUGCACUUGGCUAUGUCUAUGGUGGUUUGGUUGGAAGCCAUUUUGGUUGGCGUUAUGCAUUUUGGGUGGAGGCUAUAUUGAUGCUUCCAUUUGCUAUUUUGGGGUUUGUUAUGAAGCCAUUGCAGUUGAAAGGUUUUGUCCCUGCUGAUUCAAAGAAAGUGUCGGCACUGGAGACAGUUCCUUUGGGAGUUCAAGAUGUGGAGGCUUCAAAUGGAAACAAUGAAUCACAUGAACCUUCCAAGCCAAAAUGCAGAUGCAAAGUAUUAAAUCAGGUCUCAAUAUUUCUGAAAGAUAUGAAAGCACUUUUGUCCGAAAAGGUUUACGUCGUCAACGUUCUAGGUUACAUAGCAUAUAACUUUGUCAUAGGUGCUUACUCGUAUUGGGGCCCCAAAGCUGGUUAUAGUAUAUAUAACAUGACUAAUGCAGAUAUGAUAUUUGGAGGGAUUACAAUUGUAUGUGGAAUAUUGGGCACUUUAGCAGGAGGCUUUGCUCUUGAUUACAUGACCAACACCCUAUCAAAUGCAUUUAAGCUUCUCUCAUUUACAACAUUUGUUGGUGGUGCAUUUUGUUUCGGUGCCUUCGUAUUUAAAAGCAUGUAUGGCUUCCUAGCUUUUUUUGCUAUCGGCGAACUACUUGUUUUUGCCACUCAGGGUCCUGUGAAUUAUGUAUGUCUCCAUUCUGUUAAACCAAGUCUGAGGCCACUAUCAAUGGCUAUGUCUACCGUUGCUAUUCAUAUCUUUGGAGACGUACCUUCCUCGCCUCUUGUCGGAGUUGUCCAGGAUAGUAUUAAUAACUGGAGAACUACCGCGUUGAUUUUAACAACAAUAUUUUUUCCAGCAGCUGCUAUAUGGUUCAUAGGAAUAUUCUUGCAUAGUGUGGAUAAAUUUGAUGAAGAAAGUGAGCAUCAAGUAUCAAGAGUAGUAGGGACAAGUACAACCACCGCGCCAUUGCUCGAAGACAAGACCAGGGAAACCCUGCCGUUUUCUCAAUCCUAA